AUGGCAGCCACCUUCGCCCGCCAUCACAACUUCGACCAAGUCCCCACGUACAAUCACGGUAACGCCAUCGCGAACCAACAGCCACCUUACGAUGCCUAUGCCGCGUCGCACCAUCAUGUCGCAGCCCGCCACAGCAACAUGGCAGCCUAUUGCGAGCCUACCACCGCCAACGCCCAACACGCUGCCAACGACACGCCUGGAAAGCGCGAAAGCUUCCAGCAUGGCUUAGCUGGCCAACAUCAUGACUACAGGAUCCACAGCCCUACAUCCGAAGCAUCCUACAUCGGCAUCCAGCACAAUUCGACACAAGCACCCCUAGACAAUGACGCGUCCGACCGUCAAUUCGCUAUGCUCCCGCCCUCCAACUCGAUACACCCUUCGUGGCAAUCCCUCCACGAUUAUGCGCAGUCGCACGCCGCGGAAAACGGAUAUGCGCUAUCUAUCAAUACGACGGCUAAGAACCGGUCGCGCAUCAAACUUGCCUGCGUCUGCUAUGGCCAGCCGAAGAACACCCACAAGCUUACAGCCGAGACGAGGGUUAGGAAGAACAGGGUCAGCUAUAAGACAGGAUGCAAGAUGUGGAUCGAAGGCAAGAAGCAGGACGACGGCACAUGGCUCUUGCGCGUGGGCGAACCACAACACAACCACCCCGGGCGCGAGAGUGCCGGAUGGGCUGUACAACGGAAGAGGACGUGGGGUGUAGUAGGAGGGCGCAUCGGGGUUGGAGGCGUAACAGCGAAGGAGGAACUUGCCAAGUCGAGCCUGACGCAAAAUCAGGAAACCCUCGAAGACGUGGACGCGGAAGCCGACGGCGACGAGGACACACCCAGCGCACCUACCCACGCCCCGAAGAAGCCACAACACAGCCUCGAGCGUGGAGGUCUCGUGUGGAGAAUCGUUGAACAGGAAAUGCUACGGAAAGGCGAGCCCAAUCAGGGCCGCGACCGAGGCGUAGGAAGGACAGUCGAGGUGCUACAAGCAAGACUACCGGGCAUACACAUUUUCAAGCGCGACGUAUACAACAUCCGAGCGCAGAUAAAGCGAGCACGGAAAGCGGCGGGCCAACAAGUCGGCGACGGCCUCAACAGCUCAGACGACGAAGCUGAGGGUGAAGCCGAAGCCGAUAUCCACGAUACCGUCCAUACCGUACAACUCAACGCUGACACCAGCACAAACCAUCCGAUUCAACGACCCGCUCCACACUCACAAAACACAUAUCACCACCCCACAUCCCACACCCUCAAACCGCCCGCGCCCUUCCCACUCGUCCGAAAAGAUUCACGCAUCGAUCCUUUGCUCGAUAGUCGCGGUCCGCCGCCACCGAAUCCUCCCGAGGCCGUCGAUAUAGAAGUCGACCAGUUGAGGCGGGAAAAUGCAGAGCUAAGACGCAUGUUGACGGAGCGGACGAAGCAGGUCAAAGAGAAGACUACGGAGUUGGCGGAGAGGGCGAAGGAGAUCAAGGAUAAGACGACUGAGAUGGCGGCGCUGAAGAGUCAGGUUGAGCUGUUGAGUAAUAUGAUGAUGACGAGUGGGAGGGGGUUAAUUGGGGGGUAG
Molecule: messenger RNA, 1554 nt
Organism: Alternaria arbusti
Lineage: Eukaryota; Fungi; Ascomycota; Dothideomycetes; Pleosporales; Pleosporaceae
Exons: 2
Coding region: 1-1554 (517 amino acids)
Source: RefSeq, a predicted model, not a curated record